CUUCUCAUCUAGAAAACCUCUCUCUGCUCUCUCCAUUUCCAUGGACACAGAGGCUCUCCUUCCUCUUCCCACUUCAUAGUUCUUUGUUCACAGAUCACAGAUCACAGAUCACAGUUGAAAUCAAAGCUAAAGCUGAAGCAGAAGGAGAAUUCAAAGCUUUGAAACAUGUCUCCAGCGCCUCGUAGAAGCUUUCCAACGAUCUUGCAGUGUGAUGUGUUGGGGCGAGAGGAUCAAACUAUCGCUGCAGACCUGGACGGGACUUUGUUGGUGUCCAGGAGCUCCUUCCCGUACUUCAUGCUUGUGGCCAUCGAGGCCGGAAGCUUUUUGAGGGGAAUCGUUCUCCUACUCGCUUCCCCUCUCAUCCUCAUCGUUUACAAGCUAGUGUCUGAGGCCCUGGGAAUUCAGCUCCUCAUCUUCAUCUCCUUCUCUGGUUUGAAGUUUCGGGAUAUCGAGCUUGCGUCGAGAGCUGUUCUUCCUAGGUUCUACGCGGGAGACGUGAGAUCGGAGAGCUGGAAUGUGUUCAGUAAGUGUAAGAGGAAGGUGGUGGUUACAGCCAACCCGACUGUGAUGGUGGAUCCGUUCGUAAGGGAUUUCUUGGGAGGAGAUAAGGUGCUUGGGACGGAGAUUGAGGUUAACCCCAAGACUGGGAAGGCUACUGGGUUCGUGAAGAAGCCCGGAGUGUUGGUUGGAGAGCUGAAGAAAUUGGCUCUCUUGAAGGAGUUCGCCGACAAUGAUCUGCCUCAUAUUGGAUUAGGAGAUCGUGAAUCUGACCAUGAUUUCAUGUCCCUCUGCAAGGAAGGAUACAUGGUCCACCAUGACCCAUCAGCGAAACCUGUUCAGCAGGGGCAGUUGAAGAGCCCCAUCGUCUUCCACGACGGGCGUCUGGUUCAGCGACCCACCCCAGGCAACGCACUCAUCACCUUCCUCUGGCUACCGGUGGGAUUUUUCCUCUCCCUCCUCCGUGUAUACAUCAACCUCCCGCUUCCUGAGCGAAUCGUGAGGUAUACCUAUGCCCUCUUGGGCAUCAAGCUUGUGAUCAAAGGCACACCACCGCCGCCGGCGACUGGCCGGGGCACCUCAGGGUCACUGUUCGUGUGUAAUCACCGUAUGGGGCUGGACCCCAUCAUCAUCGCCAUUGCACUGGGACGAAAGGUCUCGUGCGUCACCUAUAGCGUGGGCCGAAUCCAGCGUCUCCAGUCUCCGAUCCCCACGGUGGCCUUGACACGAGACAGAGCUACAGACGCCGCACGCAUCUCGGCGUUACUGGAGAAGGGAGACCUUGUGGUCUGCCCGGAGGGGACGACUUGCAGGGAAUCGUAUCUACUCAGGUUCAGUGCUCUGUUCGCGGAGCUAAGCGAUCGGAUUGUGCCGGUGGCGGUGAAGACGGAGCAGAGCAUGUUCUAUGGGACGACGGUAAGGGGGAUGAAGUUCUGGGACGCUUACUUUUUCUUCAUGAACCCAAGGCCAGUCUACGAGGUCAGGUUCUUGGAUAAGCUUCCGCAGGAGAUGACUUGCAAGGGUGGAGGCAAGUCCGCCAUUGAAGUGGCCAACCACGUUCAGAAGCUGCUGGGUGGGAUACUGGGUUUUCAGUGUACAGCCUUCACCCGCAAGGAUAAGUACAUGGUCUUGGGUGGCAACGAUGGCCGAGUCGAGUCCAUGAACUCAUCUUCUUCUGCUACUACUACUGCUCACAAAGAUUGAGCUGGUUGAUGAUCAUAAGCAUUCUGUAACUGAGGGUCUUUAUCCUGGAAAAAGCAGGCAACGAGAUUUUUAGCAGUGCUUUUGCAUUUUAAGUGUCGCAGGGAUUGGAAUUGAGUCCAUUCUUUUUUUUCUUUUCUUUUUUUGUUUGUUGUGGAGCCUUUGUAGAUACUUGAAUUGGAGGAGUUGGGUCAUUCAGGAGGAGUGGGGUUAUUGAGUGGAAGUAGCGGGGUUUAUUUUGCUAUUUGGUUAUAGAAUAUGAUCAGAUUUGGUGUUA
Macadamia integrifolia is the source of this 1975-nucleotide messenger RNA. RefSeq names its product probable glycerol-3-phosphate acyltransferase 8. Gene Ontology annotation, biological process: cutin biosynthetic process. Gene Ontology annotation, cellular component: membrane. The transcript has 2 exons. The record is from RefSeq and is a predicted model, not a curated record. Lineage: Eukaryota; Viridiplantae; Streptophyta; Magnoliopsida; Proteales; Proteaceae. Bases 166 to 1701 code for a protein of 511 amino acids. Gene Ontology annotation, molecular function: phosphatase activity; glycerol-3-phosphate 2-O-acyltransferase activity.